Knipowitschia caucasica is the source of this 249-nucleotide messenger RNA. The record is from the annotation of a GenBank genome assembly. Lineage: Eukaryota; Metazoa; Chordata; Actinopteri; Gobiiformes; Gobiidae.
AUGACCUUAGGGAGAAAAGCCGGAUUGGGCCACAACUCCACCAGACCGUCACCCCCUCCAAAGGACAGGCAAGACGCAUGGACGGAGAGCACACACAAUUCGCCCGCCCUCUUGGCAGACGCCAGCGCCAGUAAGAGAGCAGUCUUAAAAGCCACACACUCGGGACUCGCCUCCGACACCGACUCAAAAGGCGGGCCCGACAGACCCCUGAGGACCACCCUGAGGUCCCAAACCGGGGGCGUUCUUUGA